GAGGGGCCCUGACUGAGUGGACUAAAGUGAUUGGCUGGUCAUCACUCACACAGAUGUUCCAGCAUACCACCCUCAGUGAUCACAUGCAGGUGUUGGAAGAAACAUGCAAGUACAUGGUGAGCACAUGCAAAAAACAGCUCCUGGGGGAGUUGCUGUCUCAAAACUUUGGCUUCCUGAAGAGCCCUUGGCCCUUUCUGAGAACAGCUGCAGUCAAUUUCAUAGGAUUAACAACUAAGAAGAUAAACAUGAAUAAUAUACAUGAGGAUGAUGUGCAGCUGUUACAGAAUGCUCUUGAAAGUAUGAGGAAUGAUCCUGUGGAAUCUAUCCAGUCUUUGGUCAAUACUACCCUGAAAAAUAUUGACAAAUAUGUUAACGCUGGGCCUAUCCCUACUUCCAGGAUGAGCCGGCUGAGCAUUAACCUCUUCAAAGUCUCUGGCAUGAAAGCCUCAGAAAGAAAGAAGCGACUAUUUAAAACUGUCAGACGGGAAAGAGAUGAUGAUGACAGUCAGAAAAACAAAGUCUGGAAUUGGCUCCAAGGCCCUCUAAAUUCAUUGCGCAGCUGGCACAAUGCGAGGGUGAAAAAUACUCCACUUAUAGUAGGCGAUUUACAUACAACGUCAACAGGGUCACAAGUACCAAAUUCUAAAAGUCCCUCUGAAGAAACUGAGCCUGUCCAAAAAAAAGUUGCUCCUGAGUCACUAUGAACAUUUAGAACUGGGGCUAAAGCCUUUUCCAGUUGUUUAUCUAGAUGUCAGUGCUUCACUCCCACCUUUUGUCCAACUGGAUGGGCUACUUUGGAUUAAGCCCAAGGAGGCAGUUUUGAUUUUGGAAGAUACAGUAUGUUUCUAGUCCUUUAUCUCCCUAGGGGAUUGUUGGCUAUCAGCAUAUAUAUUUGUCAAUAAAACUUC
Pteropus alecto (black flying fox) is the source of this 908-nucleotide messenger RNA. RefSeq lists its product as uncharacterized. Lineage: Eukaryota; Metazoa; Chordata; Mammalia; Chiroptera; Pteropodidae. The record is from RefSeq and is a predicted model, not a curated record. Bases 54 to 704 code for a protein of 216 amino acids. The transcript has 4 exons.